AUAUUGACCRAAGAUACAAUGUCCGCUAAUAAAGUGAUACUAUGGUCGAGUUUAGUGAGCAUACUUGGCUAUCUUGUUUAUCAGGAGCUUGCCUUUAUUACUGAUCGCUUUUUGGUGCAGGUUUAUAUACCUGUAAAGCGAUCUGAUGUGUUUAGUGUUUUAGCAAAGCCAGAAUUAACUCCUAAAUUUCAUCCCUUAUGCAUAAGUGUUGGCAACAUCAUCAAAUCACAAGAUGACAAAGGACAUGAUGUUGUUCAGUAUAUUUUCUCUGAAAGGAUMUCUCUAUUGGGAUUUUCUCACAGUUUGACUGAUACAAUUAUCUCUUCUCCUGUCAACCUUACAGUGGUACCACAAGAUUMUGAACUCUACAAUGAUCUCAGUGUAUUGGGUGGAGUUUUGAUAAUCAGACAAAAGUGGAAGCUGUCUGAUUCUGGAGAUGGAAUCAAAGAUGAAACAUUGGUAGAAAAUCACUUUGAAUUCACUACCAGACAAUGUUUUGCAAGAUUUGUUAAAUAUACAGCUGUAGAUGCUCACAGAAGAUUUCUAGAAAAUCUUAAACUAUAUUGUGUUGAAACAUUUAAGAAUAAAUGAUAUAUACUCAAGCAAAAAUUAUAGUGCAAGAUUCA
This is a messenger RNA of Exaiptasia diaphana, 626 nucleotides long. RefSeq lists its product as uncharacterized. The record is from RefSeq and is a predicted model, not a curated record. NCBI's taxonomy places the organism in Eukaryota, Metazoa, Cnidaria, Anthozoa, Actiniaria, Aiptasiidae. The coding region runs from base 19 to 591 and encodes 190 amino acids. The transcript has 2 exons.